UCGAAUCAUGUCAGUUAUUAGUCGAUCCAUCCAGGAUGUUCACCGGCGUCGAUGUCCCGUCACGAAACGUUGAGAUUAAAGCCCGUCUUUCGGAUGAGGAAUGCUUCCAGCGGAAGGUUGAUAUCGCCAAAAAGUUGACCGGUUCCAGCGGGGAAAUAAUCAAACAGCAUGAUGUGUUCUUCAACUCGCUGAAGGGGCGCUUGAAGCUGCGAUAUCUCGAGACCAAAAAAUCUGAGUUGAUCCUUUACUUUCGUGCCGACGAGGGUGGUCCCAAGCUGUCAACGUAUCACAAGAUUGAUUUGGAUGAACCAAAACAGAUGGAAGUUAUUCUAACCGAGAGCGUGGGAGUCAAAGGGGAGGUCAAAAAGCGUCGGUAUCUAUUCCUGCACGAACAGACACGGAUUCAUCUGGAUGAGGUGGAGGGCCUGGGGCACUUUUUGGAGUUCGAGGUGGUGCUGAAAUCGGAUCAGUGUGUCGAGGAAGGAACAGCUAUCGCCAACGAAAUGAUGAAGAUUUUUGAGAUAGAAGAGAAGGAUUUGAUUGUGGGGGCUUAUAUAGAUAAGUUGUUGAAAUAAAGAAGAGCAAACAUUUCACAUCUUAUCUUAUUCUAGC
Molecule: messenger RNA, 612 nt
Organism: Toxorhynchites rutilus septentrionalis
Lineage: Eukaryota; Metazoa; Arthropoda; Insecta; Diptera; Culicidae
Exons: 2
Coding region: 36-575 (179 amino acids)
Source: RefSeq, a predicted model, not a curated record